This is a messenger RNA of Phodopus roborovskii (desert hamster), 496 nucleotides long. RefSeq names its product cystatin-9-like. Lineage: Eukaryota; Metazoa; Chordata; Mammalia; Rodentia; Cricetidae. Gene Ontology annotation, molecular function: cysteine-type endopeptidase inhibitor activity. The coding region runs from base 1 to 411 and encodes 136 amino acids. The record is from RefSeq and is a predicted model, not a curated record. Gene Ontology annotation, biological process: antimicrobial humoral response. The transcript has 3 exons.
AUGGCUCUGCCUUGGGCAGUCUUGCUGGUUCUCUUGGGUUUCCAAGCCCAAGGAGCUCAAACAUGGUGUUCUGAAAAGGAUGAACCCUACAUUGAUAAACCAGUCAGUGAUCCUGACAUAGUGAAGUUUGCUGUGAAUACAUUCAACAAUCAGAGCAAGGAUGAGUAUGCCUACAGAUCCAUUCACAUCAUGAGUUUCUCAAAGGUACAGGAAAAAUUAUCAGCAACUUUCUUCAUGAAGCUGAGGCUGAGAAGGACCAUCUGUAAGAAAUUCGAGGACAGCCUAGAUACCUGCCCUUUUCAAGACAGUCCUGAACUGGACAAUAUGUACAUCUGCUCCUUCACCAUCAGCACCCCACGCUCAAAACAAUUCAACAUGUUGAAAAUUACUUGUCCUACGGGGCCUCCAUGACUGGAACCCACCACAAGGAACUACCCACAGCACUGGUCCAAGCCUGCUCCUUUUUCUGAAGAUAUCUGCCAUUCAUAGGAAGCGG